AUGCUACGAGAUACCGUCCUUAGCUUCGAACGUGCCGUAGACCGCAUAUGUAUACGCUCCGGCUUGUUCACCGUCAGAAACUGGCAAUACUGUUGUAUGUUAAGUGGCGCGCUUAGUGGUCUACUCUUACUGUUGGCCAUGAUAUCCUUAGGCGGGUUUCCUCCAAUCCCGCCUUCCUGGGGCGCUGAACAAGUGUACGAGCACUAUCAGAACCAUCAGACUGGAACGGCUGCAGCUGGUUCAAUGAUGAUUAUCGCAGGUGGCCUUUGGAUACCAUGGGGAGCGGUUAUCUCACAGCAACUACGACUCAUCCCUAAUAUUGACCCAACGAUCUGCAAUUUACAGCUGGCGGCAUGUGCAGCAACGGUUUUCAGUCUUAUGAUGCCUGGCUUCUUUUUCUCUCUUAUUGCUUUUCGUGAUUACGGCCUUCAAGUUACGCUAUUCAUCAGCGAUAUCAGCUGGCUCAUAAUAAUUGGCCAAUGGCCGACCUUUUGGAUCCAGGGAUGGACCAUCGCAUGGGCAAUCUUUUCCGAUCGCAGCGCCAAUCCGAUGUUCCCUAAGAUGUUAGGAGCAUGGAAUCUUGUAUCACCAAUCAUUUUCAGCUUCGCCGCAGGCAUUCACACACGGCAUCAUGGUGUUUGGGCAUGGAAUGGGGCUCUCGCCUUCUGGUGCCCGGUGGCUUUUUUUGGGCUUCAGACGGGCAUGGAAAUUUUUUGUAUGCUCCGUAAUAUCAAAGCUAAGCACAUUGAUGGAGAGAGAAUAAUCUACCAAGUGGAAUAG
Penicillium malachiteum is the source of this 780-nucleotide messenger RNA. RefSeq lists its product as uncharacterized. NCBI's taxonomy places the organism in Eukaryota, Fungi, Ascomycota, Eurotiomycetes, Eurotiales, Aspergillaceae. The record is from RefSeq and is a predicted model, not a curated record. Bases 1 to 780 code for a protein of 259 amino acids. The transcript has a single exon.